GAACCUGUUUGGAGAAACACAACGCCAUUUUCAGUUCGGCUCCAGACAGAUGCGUCAGAGCUGAGACGCUAGUGUUGUCGUACAUUAUGAACGUGUGAUUAUGAGUCUGUUGUCUCUGCGCCACUCUGUGAUUUGAGCUCGUGCUGGAGGAAAAGGACUGUCAGUGACCGGAACUUCCCCCGUCGAGCGCCGGAAGACUGGAGACACACACAACUGCCCCAAACCCUCACAAACAGGCUGCGGGGCGUUAUAUUGACUGGAGGCUCGUGGAGGGACGAAGAGGAACAAACCCUGUCACGGUUGUGUGUGACCUGGAUGCUCCGCAGAACGGAUGCGUGAGGACAUGUCGAGCGUGGUGUGUGUGAAGGAGACGGAUGGGCAGGGGGACCCCGAAGAGAAGCUGUCCCAGGACGAGUUGCUAUGUCGGACACGGGAGGUCAUGCAGGGGCUGGAGGCGCUCCAUACAGAACAUCAGGCCAUCCUGGAGGGGCUGAUAGGGACCUUGCGCUGCCUCAAACAGAGCCAGGAGGGUCGUGCUGUUGAGGAGAAGACAGCCAUGAUCCAGCGCUCUAUGGAGAUGCUGGAGCUGGGCCUCAGCGAAGCACAGGUGAUGAUGGCUUUGUCAGGGCACCUGAGUGCCGUGGAGGCAGAGAAACAGAAGCUUCGAGCACAGGUGCGUAGGCUGUGUCAGGAGAACCAGUGGCUGAGAGACGAGCUGGCAGGAACCCAGCAGCGGCUGCAGAAGAGUGAGCAGAGCGUGGCCCAGCUGGAGGAGGAGAAGAAACAUCUGGAGUUCAUGAACCAGCUCAAGAAAUAUGACCAGGACCUCAGCCCAUCAGAUGAUAAGGACUCUGAUUCCAGUAGGGAGACACUGGAUGAUCUUUUCCCAGAUGAGCAGGAUGAGCCGGGCCCUGGCAUCCAGCCUCCUCACAGCAGUGCAGCCGCAGCUGCGCAGCAGGGAGGGUACGAGAUCCCCGCUCGUCUCAGGACCCUCCACAACCUGGUGAUCCAGUACGCCUCACAGGGCCGGUAUGAGGUGGCCGUUCCUCUCUGCAAACAGGCUCUGGAGGAUCUGGAGAAAACAUCAGGACACGAUCAUCCUGAUGUAGCCACCAUGCUCAACAUUCUCGCCCUCGUCUACAGGGACCAGAAUAAAUACAAAGAGGCAGCAAACCUCCUUAACGAUGCACUGGCCAUCAGAGAGAAAACCCUGGGCAGAGACCACCCUGCGGUGGCUGCCACAUUGAACAACCUGGCCGUUCUUUAUGGCAAACGAGGGAAGUACAAGGAAGCAGAGCCUCUGUGUAAAAGGGCACUGGAGAUCAGAGAGAAGGUGCUAGGGAAGGACCACCCUGAUGUUGCCAAGCAGCUGAAUAAUCUGGCUUUGCUGUGUCAGAACCAAGGCAAGUAUGAAGAGGUGGAGUACUACUACCAGAGGGCCCUGGAGAUCUACCAGACCAAACUGGGCCCCGACGACCCCAAUGUGGCCAAGACCAAAAACAACCUGGCUUCAUGCUAUCUGAAGCAGGGGAAGUUUAAGCAGGCAGAGACACUGUAUAAAGAGAUCCUCACCAGAGCCCAUGAGAGAGAGUUUGGCUCUGUAGAUGAUGAAAAUAAACCCAUCUGGAUGCAUGCAGAGGAGAGAGAAGAACAAAGCAAGGGCAAGCAGAAGGAUGGUUCUCCAUUUGGAGAGUAUGGUGGCUGGUACAAGGCCUGUAAAGUCGACAGCCCGACUGUCACGACCACACUGAAGAACCUCGGAGCUCUCUACAGGAGACAGGGCAAGUUUGAGGCUGCAGAGACUCUGGAGGAGGCGGCUCUGCGCUCCAGAAAGCAGGGUCUGGAUACGGCACAUAAGCAGCGUGUGGCGGAGGUGCUGGGAGACCCUGAAGUACGAGAGAAGCAGCGGAGCCGUGAGAGCCUGACCUCUGACACGGUGAAGUACGAAAGCGGCCCUGACGGAGGAGAGGAAGUGAGUAUGAGCGUGGAGUGGAAUGGGGACGGCUCGGGCUCGCUGAAGCGCAGUGGUUCCUUUAGUAAACUGCGGGCCUCUAUCCGGCGCAGCAGUGAGAAACUGGUCCGCAAGCUCAAAGGAGGCGGCUUACGAGAAAACGAACCUAAAAAUCCUGGCAUGAAGAGGGCCAGCUCUCUUGGAGUCCUCAACGAACCGGAUAAACCUGUGGCUGAACUCAAAGAACAAAAUAAUCGUCUGAGGAAGUCGCGAGACCUGAGUUCCAGUCACACUGACCUGGCGCAUUGAAGGUCUGCUGUUGGACGUCCCAAUGAAGAGAGGUACUAAGAGGUCUCCUCAUCAGGCUGAAGUGGACUGUUUUUGACGGGACUACCUUCUCCAGGGAUUACUUUUGCUCUUGUGUCUCUGUAUAUGUAUUUAAUUUCUGUUAGCUGUAGUAAUGAAAACUGAUGUAAAAACUCAACCAGAACCAAAGUUCACAACUAAUUUUGAGAUUAUGAUGUUCUGCAAAGAUGAAAAUUAAAAAAGAAAACAGAAAAUAGAUAUACUUUUUCAGGCUCAGGUUGAGAGUACUCUAAUGGCGACCGUGAUGCUAAAGUACUGAUUCAAUCAGACUUAUUCCCUUGAUAAACAGAGAACUCCACCGUGUUUAUGAAGGCCUAUGUUUACAUGAGUGAUGGUUCAAUGAUGCACAUUUUCUUAUUGCUUUUGAGAAGUGGAAAGGGAUCUGGUUUAUAAUGAAAGAAAUAGGAAAAUGGUGAAAAGGAAAUAAUUUAAAGUGAAGAUCUGUACGGUUAAACUGUGGAUUUAAUCUCAGGACUGAAAGAACAGAUUCAUUAUGCAAAGUAACGCUGCACUCUGAACCAUUUCAAAGGAUAAUGUUACACUAUCAACCCUUUGCAUGUUACAGAACUAAAUUGUGGUGGUCACCUCAGUUUAAUUGGUUACAUUUGGUUUAUUGAUGCUGUAAACUGAUUCUAAACAUGUUUUCAUGACCAUAACAACAGGAAGUCUUUCUGUUAUUUUGAGUAAAGCAACUCUGGAGAUAUAAGCACUGCCACUCCAGAUAAAAAUGCACUGGAACAUGAAUUCUGCCCCCAGAUGUUUAACUACAAUACCUGUUUGAAAGCAGUGUGCGUUGUGAGUGCCUCAGGCAGGUUCUUACUAAUGAAUGUGGAAGUUAUUGAGUUUGAGUGUGACAGCAGAACAGUUUGAGCUCUGUACGGUCAAAUGUCGGUCACGAUUUUAUUAAGUAAAUAAUACUGUGGUCUAAUAAUAGCCCAUUAUAUAUCAUUGUAUCAUUCUUUGAUUUAUGCUAAUAUAGUGCACUGCUCAACUGGCCUUCUUGACUUUCUGUGUUCUCUUAAUCCAUUUAACUCUUUCUAUGGGUGUAAUAUAUUACGGUCUCAUGCAGUAAUUUGUUCAUCUUGUGUGUGUGUGUAUAAGUGUGUUUUCUCUGUAAAACGCAUAUUAAUGUUCUGCAUUGUGAUGAUGUGCAAUAGGGUGAUCUCACAUGCAAUGUUUUACUGACAAAAGCUGGAAUAUCUGCUUGGCUUGUGUUUCGGUUAUCUUUGUACUCUAAACAAAUAAAUAUAUGAUUUACAUUUUUCUACAGAGUA
Molecule: messenger RNA, 3591 nt
Organism: Carassius carassius (crucian carp)
Lineage: Eukaryota; Metazoa; Chordata; Actinopteri; Cypriniformes; Cyprinidae
Product: kinesin light chain 1
Exons: 17
Coding region: 332-2260 (642 amino acids)
Biological process (GO): axo-dendritic transport
Cellular component (GO): kinesin complex; cytoplasm; membrane-bounded organelle
Molecular function (GO): kinesin binding
Source: RefSeq, a predicted model, not a curated record